Entamoeba invadens IP1 is the source of this 1212-nucleotide messenger RNA. RefSeq lists its product as hypothetical. The record is from RefSeq and is a predicted model, not a curated record. NCBI's taxonomy places the organism in Eukaryota, Evosea, Mastigamoebida, Endamoebidae. The annotation marks the transcript as partial. The transcript has a single exon.
AUGGAGAAUAAAGGUACCGGCGGCUAUAACCGGCAUAACUACCCGUUUUGUCUUCCGUACCCAUUGAAAUUGCCAAAGAGGAAUUUCACUAAAGGAUUUGAAAAGAUGAGAAAAGAGUUUAGAAUCAACGAGCAGCUAAGACGGGAAAAGAUGAAGGAAAUGCUCAAGUCGGUCGACACGACUGGGAAAUUGAAACUCAGACAAAACAAAGAUCAAAGUUCGAUUGCGGGGAGUAUGCUUAAAUUUUUAAAGAGUGAAAAGUGCUCGAAUUGUGAGAAAGACAUUUUGAUUGGCUCUUUAGUGAAUUAUUGUGAAUGUUGUGAUGCACCACUAUGUGACAAAUGCACCAGAAUAUUACCACGAGAAUACCAACAAACUGUAGUAGAAGUCCCAUUGUGCAAAUACUGUGAUUUCAUUUACACUGCAGUGACUGAAGAAAUCAAGGUGAAGAAUUCAAGAAAAGAGGCGAGUGAAGACCCCAUCCACUUUUUGCGCUGUCAAAUAGUUAACACGUGUAAUUCAUACCUGGAAGAGUACUUCUCUUUGAAUUUGUUUAUUAACCAACUUCUGUCUACCAAAGUGCCAAAAAAGGAGGACCUCAAAGUGUGUGAAGAGGAGAUGAAAGUUGUGAAGGUGAAGACGCAAAAGGUGUUAGGGUUAGACGGUUUCAUUGACGCAUUUGAGAACCCGGAGCGACAGUCUGACCAAAUAGUUACCAAGAACAUUGUGAGAGCGUUGAAUCAAUUUAAAAUAGAGACAGUCUUUGACUCAAUCAAUGAAGUUAACAUCUGCGAGCAGUUGAUUCUUGAAUGCUCUGGGAUCCACACCGUCGAAACAAAAGUGAUUGGUAUGUCGACCACAUUAGUUCCAACAACGGGAGGUAUUGUGAAGAUAUCACUUAAUUUGACCAAAGACAUUUCAGUGAUGAUCAAUGGGAUAGUGUUUUUUUAUACAAUUGAAGGUCCUUCGCUUAUCAUAAAAGUUCCGCCUGCAAAUAAAGACCAAAUCAAAGCCGAUCUUAAAAUUACAUGUAAAGGACAAAACGUCGAACUUCCCGAAGAAAUCAGAUAUUACGACGCUGGUCUCAAUAGUACUGGAGAGAAAGUUGUAUCGCUCGUUGGUAAUAAAAGAAAGAUAUGUGUUGUCGAGUGUGAUGACACAGAAAGUGAGUCUGAUGAGAGUGAAGUAGUGAGCGAUUUGAGUGAUAGCAUU